This is a messenger RNA of Perkinsus marinus ATCC 50983, 696 nucleotides long. RefSeq lists its product as hypothetical. The record is from RefSeq and is a predicted model, not a curated record. Lineage: Eukaryota; Perkinsozoa; Perkinsida; Perkinsidae. The coding region runs from base 1 to 696 and encodes 231 amino acids. The transcript has 5 exons.
AUGCAGCUGCCCUCUGCCCAUCGACUGCCCGACAAGUCCCCCGCGGAGAUCUUUGCCGGCCUCCCGGCUCAGACCAGGAAUGUUCUUCUCGGUUUUGAUGUUGAUACACCGAUGAGUAAUGAUCACUGGGCGUUACCAAUGCUAUCAAAGUCUCUGAGAGGCGUCCCCGGCAUCCACGGUGUAUACUCUGAUUACAUCAGCGGCCAACCUCUAUUCAGCACUGACGAUCAAGUCCUCGAUGGGAGUGGUGACUGUACCGGCUUGUUACAGUUCGUCAAACCAGUGUCACCAACGAGUGUUGUUCUUAUGAAGAGCUCUCAAGACCCGGGCACGAUUGAUAUCAUUACGCCUCAGAAGCGAUGGGUUGUGACGAACGACUCUCAAUCUGGCAAUAGUGUUGACCUCUCGAGGGGAUCUGAAGCUCUCCAAGUUGGUUUGCGAGUAGGAGCACCAUCGCCUGGCCACAAUGCUAGCGUUAAUCACAUGUUGGAAUAUGCAGUCUACGGACCCCACUUCAUCGGCAAGUAUCUUCCCCAUGCUGGGCCGAAGGGGACUGACAUCUAUUGCGUCCAACCAUCAGCAGUGAAGUCGAACAUGCACUGGAGCAAGGCCUUCCACUACACUAGUCUUGUGAAUGACGCUGGCUAUCAGCCUGAUAAGCAUGAGAUGUGGAAGUUCAUGACUGUUGAUUCAUAA